Messenger RNA from Mesorhabditis belari, 1251 nucleotides. The record is from the annotation of a GenBank genome assembly. NCBI's taxonomy places the organism in Eukaryota, Metazoa, Nematoda, Chromadorea, Rhabditida, Rhabditidae.
AUGGGAAUGAAAAAAGCUGAGUCGGCUUCAUGGAGAACACUGGUCUCAUUUUGGCUUUUUGGUCUUUGCAAUAAUUUGCCUCAUAUUUUGAUGCUUUCGGCGGCAGAGGAUAUCAAUGCAAAAGGGAAUUCAGCACAUCACAAAGAAAUCUAUGAAAAUGGGACUUGUCCGCUACGACACGGUGUUUCCCAUUGUGGAGCAGAGAAAUCAACGGGAAUCAUUCUCUUUGCUGAUGCUUUUCCAUCGAUUAUCGUCAAAAUUCUGGUCAUGUUCUUCGCACAAAAUGUUUCAUAUACUGUCCGUCAUUCCGUAAUUGUCACCAUUCAAGUUAUUGCAAUGGUAAUAGUGGCCUGCACAGAAAGUUAUCCAGUAGCUGUUUUUGCUGUUGGCCUGGCUCUAUGUGGCGUUGGAUUGGGUGAAUCGACUUUCAUUUCAUUUUCUUCUUACUUCUCAAGGUCCACAACAAUUGCUUGGUCUUCAGGAACGGGAGCUGCUGGAAUUGUUGGCUCUGCUCUUUACGCGGCUCUCACCGAGCCUCAGAUAGUGAAUCUCAGUCCAAAAAAUGCCCUCCUUGUCAUGCUUGUGUUCACUUUCACUCUUGGUCUCACAUAUUGGUUCCUUCUCGAUCAUCCACAAAAUCUCUAUCGAAUCUUCCAAGCCAAAUACAAUCGUGAUGCAGAAAUGACGAUGAAAAUUAUGAGAGAAAAACCGAAAGUUCGAGAAACAACUUUGAAAGAAAAAGUGAUACUUAUCAAGCCACUUCUCCGAUACUUGCUUCCAGUGAUGGUUGUCUAUAUUGCUGAGUACACGAUCAACCUUGGAUUGAUUCAACUAAUCGUUUUUGAUUGUGCUCAUGGUUUCAAUCUAUCGAAAACCAGUCAAUAUCGGUGGUUCCAGUCAAUCUACCGCGUGGGUGCUUUUGCUUCAAAAUCCUCUCUUUCUCUUUUGGAUUUCCCUGUUUGGGUGUUAUACAUUUUCCCCUUCCUCCAGAUUAUGAAUGCGGCUAUUUUCUUCUCAGAAACUCUUCUCCUUUUUAUGCCCCAUAUCAUGGUGGCUUUCGGUCUAAUUCUUGUUGCCGGACUUUAUGGAGGAUCAGCGAUGGUGAAAUGCGUAUCACAUGUACAUAAAAUUGUUGAACCAGAUAUUAAAGAGUUUUCUUUGGCUGUUGUUGCCACCACAAAUGGAAUGGGAGUGCUUUUUGCCUCGUUCACUGGAAUUUGGUUCCACGACAUCAUUUGCAAGACAAUCGGU